Molecule: messenger RNA, 2785 nt
Organism: Poecilia latipinna (sailfin molly)
Lineage: Eukaryota; Metazoa; Chordata; Actinopteri; Cyprinodontiformes; Poeciliidae
Product: poly [ADP-ribose] polymerase 11-like
Exons: 7
Coding region: 1392-2291 (299 amino acids)
Cellular component (GO): nucleus
Molecular function (GO): NAD+ poly-ADP-ribosyltransferase activity
Source: RefSeq, a predicted model, not a curated record
GGAGUUGAAAUUAGAUGAGGUUUAUCAAAAGUAUCAGUCAGCAGAGGGCGCUGUUGUACCAAGCAAGACAUUAUGACUCAGUUCAAUAAUGUUUGAAUUACCAGUAAAAACUAUAAUACAGAUAAAAACAUCACCUAUUUCGAUAUCAACAUGUUAACCAAUCAGCAUUUAAGUGAACAGUGUUUGCUGAUUGGUUGAGCCAGAGCCCAAAUAGACCCUGCUGAAAACUUCAAAUUUAAAAGGGAAAAUGACCUUACACAUCCAGAGCUCCAGUGAUUUCUGUGUGGUUUGUGCUACGUGUAAUUUUAACUUGUCUGUAUUUUCCUGUGCACCUUUGGCAAUUGGCUACCUUUAGGUGUGUAAUAUGUUGCCAUUCAUGUAUCAAACUCUCUUAUUUACUCUUCUUGGCGUUUUGGAAAGUCACAUUCCAAAUUCGCUUUUGCUCUGUUAAUGAAAUUGUUUCCUAGCGUGUCAGCUGUUGCUAGACAGGUUGUCGAACAUUACCACAGCCCUGACAGUAAAUAGUAAAGGUAAAUAUGUAAAUGUGUGUGUCGGGGGUUCCUCAAGUUCCUCAGUGCACUUUUAUUCAUCAUUUUCAUGAUUUCCCCUAACAAAGAUUAGGAAGCCCUUGCACAUUUUCCAAUAUAACCAUGGUGAUGAAAUGUAACCCAAGAGUCAACAUCUGUUCGAUAUGAAAUGAAUUUGAACUUUCAUUGGCCCAAAACUAAAGAUUUAGUUUUAGCCAAUGAAUAGGCUAAAGCUAACUAGCCAAGUCAUUGACAUUUUCAUGUUUUUCUUUUAAUGUGAUGAUUAAAAUUUUUCAUAGUUCUCUUAAUACACUUAAAGAACAGAACUGUUUAUUUACUUUUCUCUGAAGAGCUAUACAUUAUCAUAUUUCCCAAUGGUUCUAUGCAAAUAUGUCUUUGCCUUCUUUUGUGUACAAAAAAAAACCCACUGCUGUUGCCUUACGUCACAAGUGAGCGUUAGCAUGGGUGUAUGGAAAGCUCAUACACCCACCUGUGGGUGUGUUGCUCUUUGUAAAUACUUUUCAUCACAGAAUAUUCUACACAUUCUUUUAUGGACCUCAUCAGACAUGAAGCCUUUGACAGACCCAACUUUUUGUCCUCACUUGGUGAAAGCUAACCUAAAUUAAAGGGAGUCAUUUACUUCAGGAGCCCGUAAACAUUCACUUUUUUUUUUGUUCUAUUUAUCUAGACCUAGAAACUUAAAUUUAAUUCCACACAUUUCCAAACUGAAUGGAAACUCUGACACAGUUAACUGGGUGUAGAGCAGCCGUCCUACCUAAGUGGGAGUGGUUUAGCUCAGGAGGCAAAAACUUCAAAAGCCAAAUUAAAUUAGUCAUAUGAGUGACAGAGAGACAGGUAGGCACAAUGUUUGCUCUAAAUGAAGACGAAAAUAUGGACACAUCUGACACUCCGUGGCAUUGGUAUUACCAGGCAGAUUGUGGGAGGUGGCACAGAUUUGAGGAUGAUCCCAGUAAUCGUGUAAGGAGCGAGGAUAUAGAGAAAUUCUAUUUGAGUGACCAAUCCUUUAUGCUUGUAGAUGCCGGCAGCUACGUGAGCAAAAUAGAUUUUUCAGUGAUGUUGCAGACGGACCUCACCACAGGAAAACAAAGAAGAAUCCAGCGCAACUUUAAUCUUGAGAAUAGGUGUUCCUGUUUCUGUGCCCCACCUGUUGCCUGGGAACAUUUCGAUGCCACAGCUCCUUACCAGCUGAUCCCGCUGGAUAAACGCACCCCAGAGUAUCAGGAUGUGGCUCAUUAUGCGAGACAUAAUGGACUCCUGAAUGAGACCAUCGUAUCAAUAACAAGGAUACAAAACUUGGACCUCUGGGAAAUGUAUUGCAGAAAAAAGAAACAACUGAUGAGGCUUAAGGGUACCAACAACAUUCAAGAAAGACGGCUUUUCCACGGCACUGACAGUGAAAAUAUUGCCAGCAUUUGCACAAAUAACUUUGAUUUACGGUUGGCUGGUCAGCAUGGGAAACUUUAUGGCAAAGGGAUAUAUUUUACCACUUAUGCAUUCUUUGCAAACUCAUACAGUACCACCACUAGAGCUCUGACAAACGGUAAACUCACUAAAGUGAUCUUUCUUGCUCGGGUGAUGGUUGGGAAAUCAAAACCUGGAGAGUUUUAUUUCUGUAAACCAGAUCAUGGAAGUCUUGAAAAUGUUCACGACAGCUGUGUGGAUGAUCUCGACGAUCCCAUGAUAUUCAUCAUAUUUGAUCCAAAUCAGAUAUAUCCGGAAUAUCUUAUUGAGUAUGAACUUUAGUCUGUUUAGGAGAAAAGCUGCACACAUUUCAUUUGAAGCCCAGAUUUAAUCGUUUACAGUGGAAACCGUUUGUUUUAUAACUAAUUUAUUAUAUAAUUUUUUUUUUUGUAUUUGCAUUAGAAGUUUAUGAUUUUACAAAAUGUUACGAUCACAAAAUGAAGAUUUAGGUAUUCAGAGAUUCAAAAGAAAACUGUUGCAGAACCACAUCAAUGCUUCAUUCCUGUUUUAACCUCUUUUGAUCCAUUAAGGUCUCCUGCUUCUUGACUGCAUGUCUGGAAGAAACAUGCAGAUGCAUGUUUAUAUUAUAAGUCAUUAACCUGAAUUAUUAUCAAUCUUUUAUUUAUUUAUUUAUUUUAAGCUUUCUGAAGUAUUAGGUAGAUCCUGGCUUCUACCAAAAUCAUAAAUAGAUGGAUUUUGCAGAUUUCAUAUUACAGCUUCUGACAAUUCCACAAAACAAAAUCUUAAGCUCCAACAUGCUGUACAGUCUUUUAAUG